CAUUUCGAUUUCAGACUCGGACUCAGUUCGAUUUCAUUCGAUCUGCACUGCGGUUGUGUUUACAAAGAUAUAUCCCCGGCACCAUGAAGGUCUGGAUCUGGUUUACGUUUGUCGCGUGUCUCUUUGCGGCAAGUACAGAAGCCGCCUCCAAUUUAGUCUGCUACUAUGACUCUUCGAGUUACACGAGGGAAGGUCUGGGCAAGCUGCUCAAUCCCGAUCUGGAGAUCGGUCUGCAGUUCUGUAGCCACUUGAUUUACGGCUAUGCCGGAAUCCGUAGCAACAACUACCAGGCGUACAGUCUCAACGAAAACCUGGACAUCUACAAGCAUCAGUUCGCCGAAGUGACCGCCUUUAAGGCCAAGUAUCCCCAUUUGAAGGUUCUGCUGAGCAUUGGAGGUGAUCACGACAUCGAUGUGGAGCAUCCCAAUAAAUAUAUCGAACUGCUGGAGGGCGAAAAAGUGCAACAAGUUGGAUUCAUCCGAUCGGCCUAUGACUUGGUGAAGGUCUACGGAUUCGAUGGCCUGGAUCUGGCCUAUCAGUUCCCCAAAAAUAAGCCCAGAAAGGUGCACGGCGACUUGGGAUUGGCUUGGAAGAGCAUCAAGAAGCUGUUCACUGGUGAUUUCAUCGUGGAUCCACAGGCUGCUCUCCACAAGGAGCAGUUCACAGCUUUUGUAAGGGACAUCAAGGACUCCCUGCGAGCUGAUGGUUACCUGCUCAGUCUGACUGUUCUGCCCAACGUGAACUCAACUUGGUACUUUGAUGUCCCCUCUUUGAACGGUUUGGUGGACUUUGUGAACCUGGCUGCCUUCGACUUCCUGACCCCCGCUCGUAAUCCCAAGGAGGCGGACUACAGUGCUCCCAUCUACCAUCCCGAUGGAUCGAAGGACCGCCUGGUCCACCUCAACGCUGAUUUCCAGGUGGACUACUGGUUGAAACAGGGCUUCCCUUCGAACAAACUAAACUUGGGAGUGGCAACCUAUGGAAACGCCUGGAAAUUGAGCAAGGACUCCGGACUCGAAGGAGUUCCUGUGGUGCCCGAAACUGAGGGACCAGCUCCCGAGGGUGUCCAAUCCCAGAAACCCGGACUUCUAAGCUAUGCCGAGAUUUGCGGAAAACUGAGCAAUCCUCAAAACCAGUUCCUCAAGGGCAACGAUGCGCCACUGCGAAGGAUUUCCGAUCCCACAAAGAGAUUCGGUGGUAUUGCGUAUCGACCUGUAGAUGGUGCAACCACCGAAGGUAUUUGGGUGAGCUACGAUGAUCCCGAUUCCGCAUCCAACAAGGCGGCAUACGCCCGUGCUAAGAACUUAGGGGGCGUGGCCUUGUUCGAUUUGAGCUACGAUGAUUUCCGGGGACAGUGCACAGGUGACAAGUAUCCCAUUCUGCGAGCCGUCAAAUAUCGUCUAUAAAUGUAAAUAAUGGUCUGUUUGGUAAAAACUUUCAAAUAAAUUAUAAUGUAUAAUGCUAACUUGCA
Messenger RNA from Drosophila ficusphila, 1471 nucleotides. It is a transcript of the gene Idgf2, whose product is annotated as chitinase-like protein Idgf2. Gene Ontology annotation, biological process: chitin catabolic process; carbohydrate metabolic process. Gene Ontology annotation, cellular component: extracellular region. Gene Ontology annotation, molecular function: chitin binding. The record is from RefSeq and is a predicted model, not a curated record. Bases 84 to 1406 code for a protein of 440 amino acids. The transcript has 3 exons. NCBI's taxonomy places the organism in Eukaryota, Metazoa, Arthropoda, Insecta, Diptera, Drosophilidae.